AUGAGCCGAAAUGUGUUUGGGAAACUGACUGGGGGGAUCGGUCCCCACCUGUGGCAAAGUAAUGCCCUCGCCCUCAAUACGUACAAGGCCUACUCAUCGGCCAUGGGUUGUCUCAUCCAAAGGUACGGAACCACGAAACCAAUCAACAGAUCCAUGGGCAGAGACAAAAAAGAAGUGUACAAGUACUAUAGCGAAAAAUUACGGGAAGACAUCGGUCCCCUCAAACUUAUGAGAAGUUUGCCUGCCUUAAACCACUACGUCAGCUUCCUCGACAUGACAAAAUUUACCAUCAAGUAUAUUUUGAGUUAUCGCUUCUUCUUCAUUUACAUGGCGCGGACAACGUUUCAGGCUGUCCGGCCGUUGAUGGCGUUCUGCGUCUUUGGCGAGCUCAUGAAGCUUAUACUCGCCACCAUGACGAGUGGCGUGUUCGCCUUUUUCUUUUCCUUCGUCCUUGCUUUUGAAGUACUUUACUUUUUCCUGCAGUGCUACAUUUCCUACACUUUCUUGACCAUGUUUUUCGACGUCAUGUUUUGA
Messenger RNA from Plasmodium knowlesi strain H, 534 nucleotides. RefSeq lists its product as uncharacterized. The transcript has 4 exons. Lineage: Eukaryota; Apicomplexa; Aconoidasida; Haemosporida; Plasmodiidae. Bases 1 to 534 code for a protein of 177 amino acids. The record is from RefSeq and is a predicted model, not a curated record.